AUGAGUGGACGUGCCCGCACCAGGGCUCGAGGCCAGGACCGCAGCCCCAGGGCCACAGAAGUGGGGCACUGCCCGGCCUCCUUGUCGACCACAUCCGUUGAUCUGAGUAACAAUGACGCGUCUUCUAGCAGUGGCUUCAUGGGAACCAGCACGAUUUCACAGCAACGUAAGUGCAAUGUAUCUCCUGGCGAUGUUGGAGGUACUGUCAUGGAAAGAGCUGUGAAAAUGAGCCGGAGCUUCAUGGAUUUGGGCAUCUGUACCAGAAAGAAAUUGGCACAUGUGAGAGACUGUAAAACAGGUUCCAGUGGAAUACCUGUGAAAUUGGUUACAAAUCUGUUUAAUUUAGAUUUUCCCCAGAACUGGCAGCUAUACCAGUACCAUGUGACAUAUAUUCCAGAUUUAGCUUCUAGAAGGCUGAGGAUGUCUUUGCUUUAUAGUCAUAGUGAACUUUCCAACAAACCAAAAGCAUUCGAUGGUGUUAUCCUUUUUCUCUCACAAAAGCUAGAAAAAAAGGUCACAGAAUUGUCAAGUGAAACUCACAGAGGUGAGACUGUAAAGAUGACUGUAACUCUAACGAGCGAGCUGAACGCAAGCUCCCCUGUGUGCAUCCAGUUCUUCAAUAUCAUCUUCAAAAAGAUCUUAAAACAAUUGUCCAUGUACCAAAUUGGACGGAACUUCUAUAAGCCUUCAGAGCCAGUGGAAAUUCCCCAGCACAAAUUAUCCCUUUGGCCUGGGUUUGCCAUUUCUGUAUCACAUUUUGAAAGUAGGCUCCUGUUUAGUGCUGACGUGAGUUAUAAAGUCCUCCGGAAUGAGACUGUUUUGGAAUUCAUGACUGAUCUCUGUUACAAUACUGGCAUGUCCUGCUUUACCCAGAUUUGUGAGAAACAGCUGAUAGGGCUUAUUGUCCUUACAAGAUACAAUAACAAAACCUACCGUAUUGAUGACAUUGACUGGACGGUGAAGCCCACACAUACCUUUCAGAGGCGGGAUGGCUCUGAAAUCACCUAUGUGGAUUACUACAAACAGCAAUACGAUAUUACUUUAUCUGACCUAAAUCAGCCAGUGCUUGUUAGUCUGUUGAAAAGAAAGAGAAAUGACAACACUGAGGCUCAGAUUGUUCACCUGAUGCCUGAGUUCUGCUUUCUAACAGGUCUGACUGAACAGGCAACCUCUGAUUUCCACCUGAUGAAGGCUGUGGCUGAAGAAACACGUCUUAGUCCUUUGGACCGGCAGCAGCAGCUGGGCAGGCUUGCUGACAAUAUCCAGAGAAACAAGAUUGCUCGUUUUGAGCUAGAGACCUGGGGACUGCAUUUUGGAAGUCAAAUGUCUCUGACAGGCCGGGUUUUGCCUUCAGAAAAAUUAUUAAUGCAAGACCACAUAUGUCAUCCUGUGUCUGCUGCUAAUUGGUCCAAGGAUAUACGAACUUGCAAGAUUUUAAGUGCACAGUGUUUGAAUAAAUGGCUAAUUUUAUGUAGUAACAGAGCUGAAAAUGUGAUCGAGGGCUUUCUGAACUGUUUGAGAAGAGUUGGAAGUUCCAUGGGAUUUAAUGUGGGCUACCCUAAAAUCAUAAACGUACAAGAAAAUCCAGCUGCCUUCCUUCGAGCCAUUCAGCAACAUGUGGAUCCUGAUGUUCAGUUGGUGAUGUGCAUUCUGCCUUCUAAUCAGAAGAACUAUUAUGACUCCAUUAAGAAGUAUUUAAGCUCUGACUGCCCAGUUCCAAGCCAGUGUGUGCUCACUCGGACCUUGAGUCGGCCAGGAAUGGUGAUGAGCAUCAGCACCAAGAUUGCCAUGCAAAUGGCCUGCAAACUUGGAGGCGAGCUGUGGGCUGUAGAGAUACCUUUAAAGUCUCUGAUGGUAGUUGGUAUUGAUAUCUGCAAAGAUGCUCUCAGCAAGGAAGUGUUGGUGGUUGGAUUCGUGGCCAGUGUGAACCCCAGAAUCACCAGGUGGUUUUCCCGCUGUAUCCUUCAGAGAACAACAACUGAUAUUGCAGAUUGCUUAAAAAUCUUCAUGACUGGAGCACUCAAAAAAUGGUACAAGCACAACCAUGAUUUGCCAGCACGGAUCCUUGUGUAUCGCGAUGGUGUCGGGGAUGGUCAGCUAAGAGCGGUUAUUGAAUAUGAAGUCCCACAACUGCUGAGCAGCGUCACAGAAUCCAGCUCAAGUACCAGUUCUCUCCUCAUUUUUUGCUGCAGACUAUCCGUGAUUGUGGUCAGGAAGAGGUGCAUGCCGCGAUUCUUCACAGAAAUGGACCACACGCUGCAGAACCCCCCACUUGGCACCAUCGUGGACUCAGAAGCCACACGCUCUGAGUGGUACGACUUUUACUUGAUCAGCCAAACCGCCUGUCGGGGAACUGUUAGUCCCACCUACUAUAAUGUCAUCUAUGAUGACAACGGCUUGAAGCCUGACCACAUGCAGAGGCUAACAUUCAAGUUGUGCCAUCUGUACUACAACUGGCAGGGUUUAAUCAGUAUCCCAGCACCAUGUCAGUAUGCACACAAGCUGACCUUUCUGGUGGCACAAAGCAUUCAUAAGGAACCAAGUUUGGAGUUAGCUAAUUAUCUCUUCUACCUGUGA
Messenger RNA from Castor canadensis (American beaver), 2577 nucleotides. Lineage: Eukaryota; Metazoa; Chordata; Mammalia; Rodentia; Castoridae. The record is from RefSeq and is a predicted model, not a curated record.